CUCGGUAUUCACGAGAAGUUUCCGAUCUAGAGUACCCAGAGUGCUUUUAGCUCAUCGGGGUAUUUUCGAAUCACGGGAUCCGCCAUAUUUCUCAUCUUCAUCUUCCGGAUUUUGCUUUUGUAUUUUCAUUAAUUGGCGAGCUUCCCGAUCAUGGCAGCAACGGGACCUUACAACUACUCCUACAUAUUCAAGUACAUAAUUAUCGGAGAUAUGGGUGUAGGCAAAUCCUGUCUACUUCAUCAAUUUACAGAAAAGAAAUUUAUGGCAGAUUGCCCCCACACCAUUGGUGUAGAGUUUGGAACAAGGAUAAUUGAAGUAUCAGGCCAGAAGAUCAAACUUCAAAUUUGGGAUACAGCUGGACAAGAGAGAUUUAGAGCUGUAACAAGAAGUUAUUACCGAGGUGCAGCUGGUGCCCUCAUGGUGUAUGAUAUUACAAGGAGAAGUACUUACAAUCAUCUAAGUAGCUGGCUCACAGAUGCAAGAAAUUUAACAAACCCAAACACAGUGAUAUUUCUUAUUGGGAACAAGUCAGACUUAGAUGCUCAGAGAGAUGUGACUUAUGAAGAAGCCAAACAAUUUGCUGAGGAGAAUGGACUUCUGUAUUGUGAAGCAAGUGCAAAAACGGGUGAAAAUGUAGAGGAUGCCUUCCUUGAUACAGCAAAGAAAAUUUACCAAAAUAUUCAGGAUGGAAGUUUGGAUCUUAAUGCAGCAGAGUCAGGAGUGCAGCACAAACCACUGGCAGGCAGGCCAGCAAACUCACUGCACACAGAUCAGCAGGCAAAUCAGGAUAAAUGUGCCUGCUAACCUCCAAACCUCCUAAAUAUUUUAAUCAGAGAACAAGGUGAAUGAAUUUCCUCCAUUGGAUACAGACGCAAACAUGACUUAUUUUCGAUAAAUGGUACACAACAUUGGUUAAGUCUAACAUGUACAUGUAGAUAUCAGAUGUGGUAUAAAUACUUAUAUUGUAGCAAAAGGGAAAUGAUGAGGAAUGGUUGUCCUCAUUGCAAUAUCAUCUUAUAAUUUCCAUUAGCAAAGAAGAUGCUGUAACACACUACUUUUGAUGAAAGAUAUUCAUGUUUUGUGUAAGAAAAUCUACAAUGGUUCAGUACUAGUUAUGGCACAAGGGUGAAAUUACAGCAGGGUGGAAAGAUGAUUUUUACUUAAAUUCCCAUUUAAAGAAACUGUUUGUCAUACAUGUACAGGUAUUUAACUCUUUUACAUUGACUCAGGAUACCAUGACAAUAACAACACAUGGUUCAUGAAGCAAGUGUUGAAAAUUUAAAAUUAAUCAACAUGGGGUAAACAAUAUCCUAAUUCUAAUUCUAAGAAAUAAUAUCCAAAGUAAUGUAUGGCAGAUAGUAAAGACAGAUUUUGAAAGUGAAAGAGUUAAAUUAGUAAAGCCAACAUAUUUUUGCCUGUUGUUAAAAAAUUGGGUUCCAUAAUACAAAAAAGUUGUUCAGAAGUGCUGUAGACAACCAAACCAAACACAGCUAGCUGUUUCAUUCUUCUUUUUAAAAUUAAUAGUUCUCUGUGUGUGUUUCUUUUCCUCUUGUUUCCCAUAAGUUUAUUUUGCUCCUAGUACACUGCCAAUUCUGAAUAUUCAAACUGCGAAUUGCUAAACCUAUUGGUGUUCAUCACAAUGGAAUUGUCACAAAGUGUCCCCUGCAUGCAUGACAACCAUCAAGGAAAUCGUAUCAGCAGGACUAGUGUUGUAAUGCUUUUCAUGCUUUUGUACACAAUGGGCUGCAUUUGUCCCUCAAGUUGAUAGAAUAAUGUUUAACUUGUAAAAUCUUGAUAGCACAAUACAAAGAAAAUCAGCACUUAGACAUUUUCUCAUACCUCUUGAAGGAAAGCUCAGGGCUACAAGGGAAAGUUGUUACAUUUAGUUGCUGUCUCGUGCACUCUUGUUGCAGUUGUUUAUGAGGGGAAAAUUAAGUUGUGAUAUAUGCAUAGGUAUGAAAUUUUAAUCCAUCAUUGAAGAACAAUGCUAUAUUGUAAUGCCUUUCUGACUAGAAAAUGACCUCGCUAAAUGUCUGUUGUAGGCAAUUGUUUUCAAAGUUUACUUGCAGAUGUUUCUUGGUGUGCUUGUAACUCCUUGAAUGCGUUGCUCAAUCCAGCUCUCCUCUUUCUUUUGAUAAAAUAAAGCUGUACAGAGUAGGAUA
Messenger RNA from Pocillopora damicornis (cauliflower coral), 2162 nucleotides. RefSeq names its product ras-related protein Rab-14. Gene Ontology annotation, cellular component: recycling endosome; trans-Golgi network; phagocytic vesicle. Gene Ontology annotation, molecular function: GTPase activity; GTP binding. The record is from RefSeq and is a predicted model, not a curated record. Lineage: Eukaryota; Metazoa; Cnidaria; Anthozoa; Scleractinia; Pocilloporidae. Gene Ontology annotation, biological process: defense response to bacterium; endocytic recycling; Golgi to endosome transport.